AUCAAGACAGAAUGGCUAAACGUUCAGGACCUUACAAGAGAUAUUUGGAGGGCGACACUGGAAGAAUUCCAAGGAGAACUAAGUCCAGAUGGGAAAAACAAUGCAAAGAAGCUGGCAAGUUAAAUGAAGAUAAUGAAGAUGGUCAUAGCAGUUUGCAGAAUGUGAACAACAGUGAAGCUGACCACUUAAGCACAGAAGAUGACAAGAGUGAUGCUUCCAACUGUGAAGACGAAGAUGAUGAAGAGGAGAAUGAAAAUUCGCCCACAACUAGCUUGUUGGGUACUGACAUUCAAGAGAAUGUCAAUGAAGCUGACCAACAAAACACAGAAGAUGACAUGGGUAAUGCUUCCAACUGUGAAGACAAAGACGAUGAAGAAGAAAAUGAAAACUCGCCCACAACUACCCUGUUGGGUCCAGACCUUCAAGCGAACGAUGAAGACCUGUCAGAUUCUGAAGGAGACAUGCUUGAUGCUGCCAGGAGUGAAGAUGAAAACGAUGUGGAUAGUGAAGACUUGGAGUGCAAUGCUAGUGGAGAAAACACAUCUCAAUUGUCAAUGGUUACUCUGGACGUUGACCAACAAAAACAAACAGUGGAUGGCAUGAAAAACAUGAUAAAAAAACUGCAAGCUGAGAACAAGACCUUGAAAAAGGACAUCGUCGAUUGCCAGCGUUACAACCGAAGAUGGUCUCUGAAGGUGCACGGAGUUAAAGAGGAGGAGGGAGAGGACAUACGGCGCAAGAUUAUUGACAUCCUGGGUAAUACGGCUCCCAAACUCCGCAACAAUCUGGAAGAGGGCCUAGACAUCGUACAUCGCGCUGGGCAGUGGCGGCAGGACGGAUCGAGUAAGUCGACCAUCAUCUUAUUUCCAUUGAGACGUCUUCGGGACGCGAUAUGGAGAGAGACUAAAGGCUCCAAGUUCCUGAUCGACAAAAAACUGAGAAUCACCGAAGCGCUGUCACCAGAAGACAAGGCAGCGAUGGAGAAACUGUGGCCCCUGGUUUAA
Epinephelus lanceolatus (giant grouper) is the source of this 1004-nucleotide messenger RNA. The record is from RefSeq and is a predicted model, not a curated record. Lineage: Eukaryota; Metazoa; Chordata; Actinopteri; Perciformes; Serranidae.